Penicillium antarcticum is the source of this 1005-nucleotide messenger RNA. RefSeq names its product AMP-activated serine/threonine-protein kinase regulatory subunit SNF4 (gene snf4). The record is from RefSeq and is a predicted model, not a curated record. The transcript has 5 exons. Lineage: Eukaryota; Fungi; Ascomycota; Eurotiomycetes; Eurotiales; Aspergillaceae. Bases 1 to 1005 code for a protein of 334 amino acids.
AUGGCCUCCGAGAGAGCAAUCGACCGGGAAGAGCGACAGGGCCUGCGUGCCAUUCGCAACUUCCUCAAAGCCCGCAAUAGUUACGAUGUGCUGCCCCUCAGCUUCCGACUCAUCAUCUUCGAUACCUCGCUCUCCGUUAAGGAGAGUCUUAACAUCCUGAUCCAGAAUGGCACGCUAACUUUGAGCCGGAUACCGGGCGAUACAGGCAUUGUCUCAGCACCAUUGUGGGACUCGAAGGCGUCGAAAUUCGCUGGACUCCUAACCACCUCCGACUACAUUAAUGUGAUCCAAUACUAUUUCCAGAACCCAGCGGCGCUGGACCAGAUCGAUCAAUUCCGCCUGGACAGUCUGCGAGAAGUUGAAAAGGCAUUAGGUGUCGCACCACCAGAGACUAUUUCAAUCGAUCCUGAGCGUCCUCUGUACGAAGCGUGUCGGCGCAUGCUGGAAUCGCGCGCCCGUCGUAUCCCCCUCGUCACCAGCGAUAGUCAGACCGAGCGGCCCCACGUUCUCAGCGUCAUUACGCAAUACCGUAUCUUGAAGUUUGUUGCUGUUAACGUACCUGAUACGCAGCAGCUGCGUCGCCCGUUGGGAGAAUUGUUGCUUGGUUCGUAUGAUAAUGUUGCUACGGCUUCGAUGGAUACGCCUGUUAUUGAUGUCAUUCAUAUUCUGGUCGAGCGCAGUAUCUCCAGCGUGCCAAUUGUGAACUCGGAGGGUGUAGUGUACAAUGUCUUUGAGUCGGUUGAUGUUAUCACUUUGAUCAAGGGUGGUGUUUAUGACGAUUUGAGUCUGACUGUGGGAGAAGCGCUAAAGAAACGUUCUGUGGGAUUCCCUGGAAUCUACACCUGCUCUCUCAAUGACGGACUGGAUACUAUCUUUGACACUAUUCGCAAGUCCCGGGUCCACCGUCUUGUCGUUGUGGAUGAGCACUUCAAGCUUAAGGGUGUGUUGACCCUGAGUGACAUCCUGCACUACAUUCUCCUUGAAGGAGAGAAUGAAGAAGCAUGA